Messenger RNA from Haliotis rufescens (red abalone), 1775 nucleotides. RefSeq lists its product as uncharacterized. NCBI's taxonomy places the organism in Eukaryota, Metazoa, Mollusca, Gastropoda, Lepetellida, Haliotidae. The record is from RefSeq and is a predicted model, not a curated record. The transcript is spliced from 8 exons. The coding region runs from base 82 to 966 and encodes 294 amino acids.
UUGAAGUUUGACAAGGUAGAAACCCAGGGGAAUACCUCAGUUACCGUGACCUGCACUGUUGAAAGCAAUCCCAUUGCUAAGAUGACAGUAGAGAACAUUGACAGUGAGGCACAACCAGCUUUUGGAGUUUCAAAUACCCUCACCUUCACAACAAAGACGCCUUGCCUACGAAACAUGUUUCGUUGCACAGCUGAGAACUAUCAAACAGGCAUGCAGCUCUCCACUGUGGGACGGUUAAAUAUUGCGUGUUCCCCACGUCCUGACUCUAGAAAGCAAUCAACCAACAUGGUAAUGGGAAAACUCAAGACUACUGCUUUACUGACAGCAGAUGUCAUAGCCAACCCAGUACCUAACUUCACCUGGUAUCAUUAUCAAGGGAUGACCCCGGGACCGGUUGUUGUUGGAACAGACAAUGUUGUCCUCACUAACGGUCUUCAGUCUGUUUUGAAAGUGCACAUCAAACGUGACGAGGAUUACGGAAUUUAUCGUGUUGUCGUUCAGAACAGUGUGGGGACCACUUCUCUUUUCUUCAGUUUAACAAAAGAUGUGCUGACACCGGAGGCCCCAUCAUGGAACAUCCUCCCUGUAGCUGCCGGUGAGGGAGUUGUCAUUGUGAUCCUGAUUGUGGCAAUCGUCGUCAUAGUAUACAGACGAAGUCUCUUUAAAGUUGGUUUAAAGAAAGGUGGUGUUGAUUCCAGCGGUGAAACAAUAACGGGUCAACAACAAGAUGACAGUUGUCAACGUGGACGGGAAGUGGAUGGCACCUUGCCUGCUGAGACAAAUACGUAUUCAAGUGUUGAGACGGAGGCUGACAAACAGACAUAUACAGAACUAAGGGAAUUUGAAACAGUCGGAGAUUCACCCACUCAGGGUUAUUCUUCUUAUGAGAGUCUUCACGAGAGAACACCACAAGUAUAUGAAGACAUUAAAAGAUCGACUCUUGUUAAUGGAAAAGAAACAAACUGAGGUAAUCAAGGAAGAUAUGAAAACGCAAGGCGAGAGUCGACUGACUGCAAAAGGACAUUGACGUCCAAGUGAACUUCAAAUGUCUGUUUAAAAUGCCAUGGCUUUGAAUUGCUCUUCCGCUUAUUCAAUGACGACUUCUAACUGUAUAUGCCUUCAUAUGUAUCGUGAAUUGUCUUGUACUGGCUUCAACCUAAAACAAUUACACUGCUAUACUGUCCCGAUGAGGAUUACUUAAACAGAGACAGAAGGAAGGACAGAAGAACGGAGGGAAAUAAGUAAUUACUUAGGCAUGUUUAUGUUUGAACAUUGCUCCAGAAGGCAUGAGGGAUGACUUCAACUGUCAACUAUCCCCUUUUGUCAAGCAAUAUUCAAGUAGCUUCCGCUUUUGAUAUCUACAUUUCACAAUCUGCAAAAGUUGAUUGAUCGUUACAGGCCUCAGCGAAAGCUUUCCGAUGCAUUGGUGCUUGUCUUGCCUUUGAAGCGUUUGUGACGGGUACCACCCAGUGGGGUAGAAUACGCUAACUAAAUGCAAACACCUGUUAUCAACACUUUUUUAUAUUGAUUUAUUUACACCUGCUUAUGAUGUGUUUAGGAUUCUUACAAUGAACUCUCACUUCAGCAAAAUGUCUUUUUCAUUGGUUUUGUGUCGUAUUUACAAAUGACAGAAGAGAAAUAAUAUUAGAAAGACCUUUUGAGUGUCAAAUGAACUGGUUUUGGAAUAACCCAGUGUUUUUUUCGUUUCGAAAGGAAUUUGACCACAAACGACAUUUCCAUCAGUUGUUGAAAGAGUGACACAAUUGUUUGUUUCC